GCCAAUCUCCAGCUCGAAGUGUAUGAUACCGCGAUCCAGCUAUAUGUGAGCCAUAAUAUGCUCCCCAUAGUUCCAUGGUAUCACUUUUAGAAAUUUCAUUUAUUUCUGUCAUACAUAUUUUCCCAGAUGUAAUGCAUAUUUUUUUUUUUCUUUUUGGAUAUUCGAAUUAUUCACCUUUCAAGCGAACGACGACGUUUGGUAGCGUCACAUUGAUUAUUAUCAAGUAUUCAAGUUACUCCAAAACUUCCAGGCGAGAGAGAUCAGAAAACGGAAGAAAAGGUGAUGAGAGAGUUAGUCUCUUCUGAUCAUCACUUCUUCAUCUUCAACCAUUGAUCGGAUCACAUUUUGUUUAUCGAAUUCAAUCGAAGAUUACCGAUUUUGAUUCGAAAUUCUCCUGUUUUGAUUUCACCCUCCAGCGGUGAUCGGAGAAUUUCGCCAUGUCGUGGGGAUUAGGAUGGAAGAGAUCAUCGGAGAGUUUCCGUUUAAGUCUCAGCUACGGCGCCGAUGAUCUGAACGACGAUCCGAUUCAAUCACCGUCGGCGUCUCCAUUCGGAUCUCCAACGUCGAUGUCUUCUACAUGUUCUUCUCCAUCCGCCGUGGAGGAUCCUGAAUUAGGGUUUCGGAUUGAUUUAGAUUGGACGGCAGGCGAUUCGGAGGAUCAGGUAGCGUUGCGAUUGGAAUCGCAGCUGAUGGUGGCUUUGCCUGCACCGCAUGAUACAGUAGUGGUUGAAUUGAAGGGAAUUGGCGAUGACGAUGAAGGUGGUUUAGAGAAUGUUGGAUUAGAGAUGAGAGUUGAGAAACGGAGAGAGCCGUUACGAGCAGUUACAUUGAUGAAAGCGGUUGGUUCCGGUCAGCAGUACGACGGUGUCGGCGUUUUGACAAGGCUAAUGCGGUCUGAUAUGAUGCCUGCAGCCAUUCCUGCGCCGGCUAUCGACGUUGCUUCUUCUUGUGGGGUGCAUUGGAAGACUGUGACUUCGUUGAGUCUAUCUGGUUGUGGUUUAUUGGUAAUGCCAGUUGAAGUGACUGAGUUACCUCUGCUUGAGAAGCUAUGCCUUGAGCACAAUAAACUGUCAGUUUUGCCACCUGAGAUAGGGAAGCUGAAGAACCUUAAGAUACUUAGGGUUGACAAUAACAUGCUUAUUUCUGUCCCAGUGGAACUAAGACAGUGUGUAGGUCUUGUUGAAUUGUCGUUGGAACACAAUAAACUUGUCCGGCCUCUUCUUGAUUUCAGGGCGAUGGCUGGGUUACGAAUUCUACGGCUUUUUGGUAAUCCCCUUGAAUUCCUUCCGGAAAUUUUACCUUUGCAUCAGCUUCGUCACUUGUCUCUUGUAAAUAUCAGAAUUGUGUCUGAUGAGAAUCUAAGAUCAGUAAAUGUACAGAUAGAGACAGAAAACACUUCCUAUUUUGGGGCAUCUAGGCACAAGCUCAGUGCCUUCUCUCCCCUUAUAUUCCGUUCGUCGUCUUGUCAUCAUCCUCUUCUAGCAUCUACAUUGGUGAAGAUAAUGCAAGAUGAAGGAAAUCGUUCUGUUAUUGGUAAAGAUGAAAAUGCGGUGAGGCAGCUUAUAAGUAUGAUAACUAGUGACAAUCAACACGUGGUUGAGCAAGCUUGUGUUGCUUUAUCAUCUCUUGCUCGAGAUGUUGGCGUAGCAAUGCAGCUGAUGAAGUGUGAUAUAAUGAAGCCGACUGAAACAGUUCUGAAAUCUUCGUCCCCAGACGAAGUGAUAUCCGUUUUACAAGUCGUGGUCACCUUAGCUUUUGUAUCUGAUUCCGUUUCUCAGAAGAUGCUCACCAAGGAUAUGCUAAAAGCUUUAAAAUCCUUGUGUGCCCAUAAGAAUCCUGAAGUUCAAAGACAAGCCUUAUUAGCAGUUGGGAACUUGGCCUUCUGUUUAGAAAAUCGUCGUAUUCUGAUUACUUCAGAGAGUUUGAGAGAGUUAUUGAUGCGGUUAAUUGUCACACCUGAACCACGAGUCAACAAAGCUGCGGCUCGAGCUUUGGCAAUUCUUGGAGAAAAUGAAAUUCUGCGACGUUCCAUAAAAGGCAGGCAAGUACCAAAACAGGGACUGCGGAUACUCACCAUGGAUGGAGGAGGAAUGAAAGGUCUUGCAACGGUGCAGAUUCUUAAGGAGAUUGAGAAGGGAAGUGGCAAGCCUAUUCAUGAACUAUUCGACCUUAUAUGUGGCACAUCAACAGGAGGAAUGCUAGCUAUUGCCCUUGGUGUCAAGCUUAUGACAUUGGAACAAUGUGAAGAAAUUUACAAGAAUCUAGGAAAGCUUGUUUUUGCUGAAUCUGUCCCAAAGGACAAUGAAGCUGCAAGCUGGCGGGAAAAGUUGGAUCAGCUAUAUAAAAGUUCAUCGCAAAGUUUUAGAGUUGUUAUCCAUGGAUCUAAGCACAGUGCAAACGAGUUUGAGAGACUGUUAAAGGAAAUGUGUGCUGAUGAGGAUGGAGAUUUACUAAUAGAAUCAGCUGUGAAGAAUGUUCCAAAAGUAUUUGUUGUAUCUACUCUUGUUAGUGUGAUGCCUGCGCAACCAUUUAUAUUUCGGAACUACCAGUAUCCUGUUGGAACACCGGAAAUGUCGUAUGCAUUUUCAGAUCAUUCAGGCGGCAGUACACUAACUUCAUCAACUGCCAGUGAUCAAGCUGGCUACUACAAGCAAAGUGCUUUUAUGGGAAGUUGUAAGCAUCAGGUUUGGCAAGCGAUACGAGCAUCAUCAGCUGCUCCAUAUUAUCUUGAUGAUUUUUCAGUUGACUCAUAUCGCUGGCAAGAUGGUGCAAUAGUGGCAAACAAUCCUACAAUCUUUGCCAUCAGAGAAGCACAACUUCUAUGGCCUGACACAAAAAUUGAUUGCUUGGUUUCGAUUGGCUCUGGCUCUGUACCAACAAGGGUACGGAAAGGUGGAUGGCGUUAUUUAGAUACUGGGCAAGUACUGAUUGAGAGUGCAUGCUCAGUGGAACGUGUUGAAGAAGCUCUAAGCACAUUGCUCCCUAUGUUGCCAGAAAUACAAUAUUUUCGGUUCAACCCAGUUGACGAUCGCUGUGGAAUGGAGUUGGAUGAGACUGAUCCAGCGAUCUGGCUAAAAUUGGAAGCUGCGAUUGAAGAAUUCAUACAAAGCAAUCCCCAAGUAUUUAAAAACGUAUGCGAGAGAUUAACACUCCCCUUCCUAAACGAUGAGAAAUGGUGUGAUAAUUUGAAACCACGAUUUAUGAAUGGAAAGCUACCAAAUAGCAGAGUAGAGAGCAGUCCUUCUCUUGGAUGGAGACGCAAUGUUUUGCUUAUGGAGGCUCAGCAUAGUCCUGACUCAGGGAGAGUAAAGUAUCAUGCUCGUGCGCUCGAGUCAUUUUGUUCGAAUAAUGGAAUAAAGUUAUCCUCAUUACAUACUACUGCUACUCCUGGAUGCCAAAAACCAUCUCCAGGAACUGCUUUUCCCACACCAUUUACCUCUCCUCUUAUAACUGGAAGCUUGCCUCCGAGCCCCCUUCUCUUCACUCCUGAGCUUGGCCCACAAAAGUUCAAUAGGAUUGAUAUGGUUCCGCCACUUAGCUUGGAUGGGGGACAUGUUGGGAAGACGGUUAUGUCGCCUCCAUCAUCUCCUCCGCGACAAAGACAACUCUAUCUUCCACUACGACAGAUGCAUGAAAAGUUACAGAAUUUACCCCAAGUGGGGAUCUUACAUCUCUCACUUCAAAAUGAUUCUAAUGGUUCAAUACUGAGUUGGCAAAAUGAUGUAUUUGUGGUUGCUGAACCUGGAGAUCUAGCUGAUAAGUUUCUCCAAAGCGUCAAAGUCAGUAUAUUGUCAGUCAUGCAAAGUAAUCGCCGAAAGGCUGCAUCAGUUCUUUCCAAUAUCUGUUCAAUCUCGGAUUUGGUGCGUAGCAAGAAAUGCUUCCAAGUUGGAAAUAUCAUCCACCGUUAUAUUGGACGCCAGACCCUAGUGAUGGAAGAUGAUCAAGAAAUUGCAUCGUUUAUGUUCCGCAGAACUGUACCUUCGGCACACUUGACUCCUGAUGAUAUUCGCUGGAUGGUAAUGUUGUUACUUGACUUUUGUAUACCUAAAAUUGCCGAAAGGCUAGCUUUUGCUCACAUAUAUUUACUCUCGCAUUCCUUAAAAGGCUAGCUUCUACGAAAAUAUUGUCCGUAUACUUAUGUUCAGUUUGUUUGACGGGUACAGAACCCAAACCAUCAAAGCUAGUGAUAAACAUAAGGAAGGCUAAUAAGAAGAAGGCCAAAAGUUUGUCUUAUGCUAUGAACAUCUUAUCUGAAACAGGUAGGAGCAUGGAGAGAUAGGAUAAUAGUCUUCUCAGGAACAUUUGGACCAACACAAGCUGUAGUUAAAGCCUUUUUGGACUCUGGUGCCAAAGCUGUGAUUGGUCCAUCAAACGAGCCACAAGAGACACCACUAAUCACAUCCCAAGGCUCAUCUGAGUACAACAUUGGAGAUCAGAACGGGAAGUUUGAGAUUGGAGAAGAAGAAGACGAAGAUGAAGAAGUAAACGAGGAAACGGAAAGGGAAGAGAUGGAACCACCGACACCGACAAGUGACUGGGAAGAUAGCGACCACGAGAAAACAAACAGAGACGGUAAGUAUUGUGGUCUUUGGGAAGAUGAUGAAGAAGAAGUGUCUGAAUUUGUUUGCCAGUUAUAUGAUCAGUUGUUCAGAGAGAACUCAAGAGUUGAUGUUGCUCUUCAAAAAGCUCUUGCCUCUCAUCGAAAGCUCAGGUACACUUGUCAUCUUCCUAAUGUAUAGAAAGACAAAAUUACAAAUUUUAUUAAUUUUUAUACUUUUUUGACCCGUGGGGAGAGGAAAGAAAUUGAGAGAAAGAAAAACAAUAACAUUGUCGAAGUUUUGUUCGUUUCUGCAAAUAAAAGUAUCAAAUAAGUUCAUUGCGUUUGAAGCAUUUAAGAGGUAUGAGGAAGAAA
This is a messenger RNA of Arabidopsis thaliana (thale cress), 4912 nucleotides long. Its product is annotated as phospholipase A I-like protein. Gene Ontology annotation, biological process: lipid metabolic process. Gene Ontology annotation, molecular function: glycerophospholipase activity. The transcript is spliced from 17 exons. Gene Ontology annotation, cellular component: chloroplast; cytoplasm. NCBI's taxonomy places the organism in Eukaryota, Viridiplantae, Streptophyta, Magnoliopsida, Brassicales, Brassicaceae. The coding region runs from base 438 to 4109 and encodes 1223 amino acids. The record is from RefSeq and is marked reviewed.